Messenger RNA from Patiria miniata (bat star), 1563 nucleotides. RefSeq lists its product as uncharacterized. NCBI's taxonomy places the organism in Eukaryota, Metazoa, Echinodermata, Asteroidea, Valvatida, Asterinidae. The record is from RefSeq and is a predicted model, not a curated record. The coding region runs from base 171 to 827 and encodes 218 amino acids. The transcript is spliced from 2 exons.
ACUUGACACGCCGUUUUGUCACUUGGUCCCGCUCUAUUUCUCGCAGCGGUACGAGCCAGACUGAGCUUACUCAGCAUUAUCACCGGGACAAGAGCUGCCGAGUCCACGGGGCUGACGACGGGGAUUUCCCUGGUUGGGUUUGUUGGUUUUUUGGUUUUGAUUCGUGGUGAAUGGUCCGAGUUAUCCCGAUGAAGUUGUACCCUCUUCUCGCCGUAGCGGUGUUGUUCGUCGCCGGUCCGUUCAGGAUCAUCGAGGCAUACUCGCCCUUUGGCGGCUACCACCGAGCGCUGCUGGGCAAUGUGUGGGUUCGAGCGUCGGACAACAGGGCCCGACCUGCAUCGACGCCAGAGGAAGAAGCUAACGAACAGAGAAUGACGGGUGCCAAGCGACCCGCCGGUUCGCCCGUGUUUCACUCGGCUCUGACGUACGGCAAGCGAGCCGACGAAGCAGACACUGAUGCCGCAGUAGAGCGAAGAGCUUUCCAUUCCGCCUUACCCUUCGGCAAGAGAACAGCCAUGGACAGACGGGGACUGCACAGCGCCCUCCCCUUCGGUAAACGCGACGACGAAGAGGCCGAGCAGGACGCCUUGAUGGAGAGGAGGGGUUUCAACUCGGCCCUGAUGUUCGGCAAACGGAUACACACCGCCUUGCCGUUCGGCAAGCGGGGUUACCACAGCGCUUUGCCGUUCGGGAAGCGUUCGGACGAGGAGGAAGGCACUGCGAUGGAGCGGAGAGGCUACCACACCGGCCUGCCGUUCGGCAAGCGAGACGACGGGACCGACGCAGCGGUCAGUGAGAUAUUAAGUCAACUACGGAGUGAAGAUUAAGGGGGAAAAACUGACACUUUAAAAAAAGGACGUUAUAAUUACUAGCUACAAUACACAAAAUGAUCAAUGUGCAAUGGUGACUCUUGCUUUGGGUUUUACAUUCGUUUCAUCUGCGAAACCGAACGCGUUCGUGUGUCUUUCAAACCGAGAAAGAUCAUUGUGACACUAAUUAUGGACAACCAAAUAUUUCCUUUUUUUCUUUAAGUAUACGGUCUCAAUUUGAUGUAGGUUUAGUUUUUGUUUGGGUGUUCAUACCAUUUCAUGACUUCGUGUUUGGUUUAAUGUCUGGGUUCUGGCAAUUGAAAAUGGGAUUAAAUUAAUCAAGGUAAAAUUAAUGAUAAUAGUGCCUGCUAAAAACAAACGCUGAUUAAUGUAGUUGUGAAAUGACAAAUAUUGAUAGCUUUUCGUGCACCGUCUGAUUUUUCGCACUGUGAACACACUGAACAAAAUGUCAGCUCUGCACCUAAUAGAUGAUAUCGAAAGUAAGAAACAGACAAUAUUUAGCUUAAUUACAUAUUUCUUUUGAAUUAACAGGACACUGCCAUUAACCUAAAUUUAAUCUUUUAUGAGUGAUAUUACGUUACCAUUUUUUUUUUUUUUUUACAAGUUUUAACCUGAACUAAUCAGUGUGAAACACAGUAGCACGUAAAACCACCCGCCCCAACGGCUGUUAGAUGCAUUCAGUGGCGUAAAUCCGUGUUGGCGAGGGGGGGGGGGGGGACAAGGGCGGAUCCAG